Anolis sagrei ordinatus is the source of this 864-nucleotide messenger RNA. The record is from RefSeq and is a predicted model, not a curated record. Lineage: Eukaryota; Metazoa; Chordata; Lepidosauria; Squamata; Anolidae.
AUGGAAAGCCAGAUAGGUUGGUUCAUUUCUUCGAAUUUUCCUAUUAGGGAAAACAAACGGUACCGAGUCUAUGUAGUCAUCCCUCUGCUGCCCGGAUUUGAAGGUGAUAUUUCAACAGGAGGAGGAAAUGCGCUGCAAGCAAUCAUGCAUUUUAACUACAGGACCAUGUGCAGAGGAGAUAAUUCGAUCCUGGGACAGCUGAAAACCGAGAUGGGAGAACAGUGGAUUAACUAUAUCUCCUUCUGUGGGCUCCGAAACCAUGCUGAGCUGGAAGGGAAACUUGUCACAGAGUUGAUCUAUGUUCACAGCAAGCUGAUGAUUGUCGAUGACAACACAGUCAUAAUUGGCUCAGCUAACAUCAAUGACCGCAGCAUGCUAGGGAAACGUGACAGUGAAAUGGCUGUUGUUGUGCAGGACACGGACACUGUUCCUUCUGUCAUGGAUGGAGAGGACUACAAAGCUGGAAGAUUUGCUCAGUCUCUCCGCCUUCAGUGCUUUAGAGUUGUCUUUGGCAGUUCAGUUGACGCAAAUGAUCUCCAAGAUCCUGUUAGUGACAAAUUCUUCAAGGAAGUGUGGGUUGCUACAGCUGCACGCAAUGCCACCAUUUUUGAUAAGGUUUUCCGAUGCCUUCCCAGUGACCAGGUAACCAACUUAGCCCAGUUACGGGAAUUCAUCACCAUACCAAAACUUGCUUGUGAGAAUCCUGCAAAAGCAGCAGAAGAACUCAAGAAGAUCCGAGGAUUUCUAGUCCAGUUCCCUUUUCGUUUUCUAGAUGAAGAAAAUUUGCUUCCUUCUGUUGGAACAAAAGAAUCCAUGGUUCCCAUGGAAACUUGGACUUAAAACGACUUAGCCUAAAUUGGAUUU